AUGGUCAUCUUUGACAGUUUCAGCAAAGCCAAACUCAAGUUUAUAAAUGCUUGCAGCCUUCCGAGCAACGUAAACUCUGGUGAUAGUUCCCGCGAGUUUCUAGAAGAGGCCAAAAGAAGCAAAGAAAUGAAGGAGAAAGAACUAGCCCUAGUGGACAUGGAAAAAGAACGGCUAAUCGAGAACGAUCUACUUGCCAGGUACAUCGUAUGGGGUUAUGAUGAACGCCUUAUUGAUGGUAGCGGCCCUAGCAGAGGAGGAUCUUCUACGCCCCAGGAGAGUCAUAUAGCCACUGCGAUUCCUAAGUAUACGAGUAAGGCCACAUUGCAUAUACAAUCAAACCGUGCCUCAAACGUAGAUGAUCCAGUAUCAUUAGGUCCUUUAGAUCUGGACACUCCGGUGGCUGACAAAAAGUACAUCGACGCCAACACCCUAGCCAAAGUGGUGCAACACAGCAAAUAUCAAGUCAUCAUCCCUACUUACCCUGCCAAACCGACUAGCGUGGAAGAGAAGAAAGUGGACGAAAACGGCAACGCUCUCCAUCAGACCAAAGAGAAAAAGAAGAAAAAACAGAGCGAUAAGAAUGUUACUGUUUUGUCACAAAACAUCGAAGGUCACAGAUCUGAAAUAAUUAACAAUGUGGAUCAAUUGUUGCACUUCAUCGAAGGUACGACCGAAAAUAACUUGAAAAGUCGACCGGUUCAAUCAAAAUCGAAACAAUUACACAAACAACAUACUACAGAGGAAGGAGGCUCUAAAACUGGGAAAAGGCGGCACAAGUCGGGAACAAAGGAAAAUGAGAGUGGUAAUGAUGGGAGGCACGAACUUAAGAAAAGUAAUUCUCUCAGUGAAAUUUCUGGUAUGAAAUUGGAUAGAGAGUUUGAAGCUUUUGGUAAAAAUAAACCAGAAAAAGAUGAGGAAAACGUUGUUUUGAGGGGUAACAAACCUAUGGAUAGAACUAGGGAGAGGAGGUCUUGGGGCAAUGUUGAGCCUCAUUCAUUUCAAACACUGUACAAUGCUUCAUCUUUGGAAAAUUUGGAAACUGCGACCGAUAGUAAUUGGGAAGUGACAAGACCAAAGAAAAAAAGUAAAAAACGUAGGAACAGUGUAAGUAGUGCAACUGGUGGUAGACAACAUUCCUCGGCCAGUGGAGUUUCUUCUCUAGUUAGCAAUGAGGAUCGCAGAUCAAGAAGGGCACCUUCUCCUGAUUUAGGCGUCGUCAUAGUUGGUGUUUCUAAUGCAAAAACAACUAGAUCAAUGCCCCACAGCGAGAAGAGUAACGAUUCCUCUUCCGAUGUGGAUUCAGUCCAUUCAUUACCCUUGGAUGGUCCUAUUUCUUAUGCAGACAUUGCUAAAAACAGUGAAAAAAAGAAACCGAGCCCUGAAAAACAAGAACGUUCUAUCAUCAACAAUAAAGAAAAAUCACCUCAACUGUCAAAGCACCACGAACCCGACUCAAAAAAUAUAGCCCAAACGCAACUCACAAAUUCCAUAGAAAAACCAAUAAAUCUAUCAUCUUCCUCGUCAUCAAUAAAUCCAACAGUAGCAAAACCCAUAGUUCUCGAUGUGAACAAUAUCAAAAGUUUUCCUGCUAUUACUAGCAGCACCACAAAGACUACAGCGGUCGCCGUCAGUACUACCGCGCAGACUCAGACAAGUGAUAAGGCUGUGCAAUCGACUUUAGGUUAUGAAGACAAUUUUGUGCGUGAAAAAACGUUUUCUGGCGAUACUCAGAAGGCCGAUAAUGGACUUGAAGUUUCAAGCUUAAAGCAACAACGGCCGGCUAUGCCUAUUAACAAUAAUAAUAGUAAUGUAAAUAAUAAUGUAGGAAAGGAUAGGAAAAAUAAAAACAGUGAAGCUACGCAACAAACAAAUAGUGUACAAGGAUUUUUCGGAGUUCAGGGUGACGUUCAUAAUGAGUUGUCGUCAGUACCCACACACAUACACAAUCUUUCCGAACAACAAGCACAACCACAACCAAGGUCAUUCGAAAAGAAAAACACGCCCAUUAAUCAUUUUGAACCCACCCACUCAACCUUAUUCCAGUUUCUUUCACAGCUCAUGAGGGAUCCUGCCAAUUACGCCACUCAAAGAAUGCCACCUGAUAUCGUAGACGUCUCCACUAUAGAAAAGAUGCAGUUCAUGCAAUGUAUCCCUAUAACGUGUAAUAGUUCUUCCCAUAACGAUUCCACCCAAGUGUCUUACACACAAUCAUAUCCCAGUGCUCCGUCAGACGCUGUGCCCAUCGCCCAUCAGGGCGGUAGCAAAAGCAAGCGGAAAAAGGGCAACAACCCGGCCAAGACUAAUCAUCUUGGUGAUUCUAAAGUUAAUAAUGAAGUGGCUGAUGAAAAUGAUGUGGUAGUGGUGGCGCCGCUGAUGGCGUCUGUCUGUGAUACUAAUAAUGCGGAGGAAAAGGGUGUUAGAAUGGUUAAUGGGGUCUCUGACGAAAUUUCGUUUUCGUCACCAGAGCCUCGGCAACAUUCGAUUGCGGAUGAGCCAAUGGACAUGAGUAGCAGUCCUCCUCCUGUAGUGAUUUUGUCGGGUUUGCCCAAAGAAGUGCCUUCAGGUCUAAUCUUUGGCUUUGAUGUAAAUGAACAGUUGCUGUUGGAAGAUUCGGGUGGCUGCGAUGCGAUUACGAUGCAACAGCAACAAUCAUUGUCUCAUGGCACUGUAAAAAUUACUGAAGUCAGAAUAGAAAGAUUACCAUGUAGGGGUGAUGAAUGGGUUAAAUGUUAUAAGCCUCCGGCCAAUGACAGAGGUGCUCCGAAACACAACCAUGACAAAAUCGUUAGUUUUAUUUCGGCUGCUUGGGAGAGUGUAUUAAGCCAACAAAUACAAUACUACUCUGAUGGUUUAUAAAACUUUUUUAGUGGACCAAAGUGACAAUUAUAUUAAAAAAAGUGCUUAAAACUAAUUUAUUUGAAAAAUGAACACAAAUCGAUUAAGGUGAAAUGCGAAAAAUGCUAGUCAUAAACUGUUAAGAAAAAAAAUGUUUUUUUCUAUUUUAAACAAAGGCAAUGUCGUAAGUCAAGUGAGAUAUACAUAGUUAUUUUUUAAGCGUUAUAAAUUAAAAAAAAGGUACCGCGCGAACUGCCUCAAUAUAGUGGAAAAAAAAAGUGCGAAAAAAGUGACAAUUAUUGUAAAAAAAAUGUCAAAAAAAAUAGCAAUAUUGAAGUGUAGCUAACGCUAAGGGCCCCAAAGUUGAUUAUUUUGGGGCCGAGAAUUAUUACAAGCUGAAGUUUUUCCUAUUGCGAAUACAUUUGUGCUAAAGAGAUGCUAAAUUUUAAAACUUAAUAUGUAUUAUGGAUUUGCUUUUUUUUUUUAACUCAAAUCAAGCAUUUUUGAUUGAUGCUUUUUUGCAUUCAUAUAUUUUAACGUGAAGAAAAAAUACAAGGCAUCUUUGGUCUUCUGUUAAUGUUCUUUAUACAUAUUAUUAAUUUAUACAAAAAAGAAAAUUUAGUUUUGUUUUUGAAAAAGUUUUUAAUUUUAUUUAUUUCCUUUUUAACCUUUAUUAUAUGGAUCUGAGAAAGUGGAUUAUUGCAAGAGAAAUAAAAUGUAACUUGGUCGGUAUUGUGCCAUUAAAAAAAACUCAUUUUUAAUAUACAUAUUUCUCGAAAUCCACCCUAUAUUUUUGUGAUUUACAUUAUUAUUCUGGUAAAUUCCUUUCGGUUCUUUAGGAAUGCGUUUAUUAAUGAUAAUGGGUUUUCCGUUUCAUUGCUUCUUUAUAUAAAAAAAAGUUGUGGAAAAUUUGCAAAAAAUAUUAAUACACAUAUAAAUAAUGUAAAAAAAUUGUGUAAAGUAUUUGUAGGAGAAAAUAUUAUUAGGGUAAGUUGUUGGGUGAUAAAUUUGAAAUUUAUGGCCAAAGUAACAGAAAUGCAGCUCAACUGUAAACAAGCAUUAAUGGUGAAUAAAUCCCUAUUGAAAUACCUAUUACACACACACACCGGCUAAAUUAGGGGAAUGGACUAAAUUUACACUAGAGUUUGAUAUUAAUUUUCUCUUGUACCCUCCACUCGAUUUCGAUUAAUUGUUCACAGAUUUUAGCUUGAUUCUUCAGGAAUACAUCUCACGUAUUACCGUUAUUAAAUGAUUCGUCUUUAUAUCAUAUACAGGGUUGGAAAGAAAGUCAGUAAUUUUCAGAGUUUUUUGAGACACCCUGUGGAGUGAACCACUGAAAAUUCGGAACGAUUUCCGCACAUUUUCAUUUUUUAUUCACUCAGAUAUUUUCAAUAUUAUUGAAAAUACAGAGUUUCGAAGAAAAGGUGGAUAUUGACCUUAAUUUUUUCCAUGUCGACAUACAAAUUGGAUAUGAAAAUGUGUCGUUUUCCAA
Messenger RNA from Ceutorhynchus assimilis (cabbage seed weevil), 4327 nucleotides. Lineage: Eukaryota; Metazoa; Arthropoda; Insecta; Coleoptera; Curculionidae. The record is from the annotation of a GenBank genome assembly.